Stegostoma tigrinum is the source of this 1024-nucleotide messenger RNA. It is a transcript of the gene mrpl35, whose product is annotated as mitochondrial ribosomal protein L35. The record is from RefSeq and is a predicted model, not a curated record. NCBI's taxonomy places the organism in Eukaryota, Metazoa, Chordata, Chondrichthyes, Orectolobiformes, Stegostomatidae. Bases 157 to 795 code for a protein of 212 amino acids. The transcript is spliced from 5 exons. Gene Ontology annotation, molecular function: structural constituent of ribosome. Gene Ontology annotation, biological process: translation. Gene Ontology annotation, cellular component: mitochondrion; ribosome.
UCCAGGUAAUUAAUCUCGAGAUAGACCAAAGCAGCUCACUUCAACACUGGCUUAAGAGAGCGUUUGAUUUGCGUUCUCCUUUCACCGAGUGAAAUGUUUCGGGACAAGUUAAAACUUGGAUUUGUCAAGCCGUUUUGUGGAGAUAAGAAUUUAUAAAUGCAGGCGUCAUCCCCGCCCCGAGUUCGUAGUGACAUUAUGAUAAAUAUGGAUAACCCGGGGCUCGUCAUUGAUCAGAAACUGAAUUGCACAGAGCGUCCACCAGCUCCAGAAGGAAUAUUGAGGUGCUUCCUUCCUUUGGCCCAGAAAAAUGUUGCAAGAGGUUCCUCCAUUACACAGCUUGUAUCCAGGUUUUCCACCUUCAACCUCCGAUACAUUCAAUCUCCAACUAUUUCCACAAUAACCAAACUGGGAUUACAUAUGGGCAGUAACUUCACAUGUGCACGUAAAUUAUGUGCUAUCAAGAGUGUGCCAAGUUGUGCAAUUAAUUUUCAACAACCGGUGAGAGCUCUCACUUACUGCAGUCUACGUAAAGGAAAACGGAAAUCGGUGAGGUCUGUUGUCAAAAGGUUCCUACGGCUGCACUGUGGUCUCUGGGUGCGGAGAAAGGCGGGUUACAAGAAAAGACUUUGGAAGAAAAGGCCUGCGAGAAAACGUAGACUCCGACAACAUGUCUUCUGUAACAAGACCCAAAGCAAGAUGCUGGACAAAAUGACGACGGAUUUCUGGAAAAGGCGGAACUGGUAUGUGAACAACCCAUACCAAAUGUACCACGAUCGAACAAACCUAAAGGUUUAAAGAUUCGCAACAAUUCUGGAAAAACCUGUAGUCAUUCUUUAUUAGUCCAGAAGUGAAAGAAACAUCCUUGGUUUAGAAUAUGUUUUGAGUUUAAUACUGAACUAACUUUAUUCAGAAUAUAGCAACUGACCAUGGAUAUUGGAAGUCCAGAAGAAAUAAUACAGGCAAAUACCUACAUAAUGUCUCUGUAUUUGUUAAUGUCCCAUAAUAAAGCUUCCAUUCCACACAA